GAAUCCCGGAUUCACACCCAAAAAAGUGACCAUCCAAAUGUUUUGCUAACCCAGCAACAUCACCAAGAGGUGAGGUGUGGGGGUGCAAAGCAAUAUAUUCCAGAUAGGGAAUAGGUGGGAAUGGGCGUUUGUCGCGCGCCCAUGGACAUUUAGGCAUAUUUGGUGGCAAGGGUUCACAAGACGGAUGGCGCGAAUGCGACAUUUGCGUUGCUUUUUGUGCAGUCGGUUCCAGUGCUCGUCCCCACAUCCUUGCCCGUGCCAGCGGCGAGUACUGCUGAGGGGGCGGAGCCGGUAUCGGACAGUGCGUUCAAUAUAGGAACACAGUUUAUGAUGCUUUCAUUCGUCAGAUCAGGCGCGCGUGCCGUCCGCGCCGGUCAGCUGGUACCGCCGGCCCGGCGCCAGAGCGCGCUGGCCGCCGCGCGCGCCCUGCUGGACGCCCAGCUGGAGGACAUACGCGGGGCGGGCACCUGGAAGACGGAGCGCGUCAUCACGUCCAAGCAGGACGCGGCGAUCCACGUGCGCGGCCGCGACGGCAGCGUGCUCAACUUCUGCGCCAAUAAUUACCUGGGUCUCUCCAGCCAUCCAGAGGUGGUGCAGGCCGGGAAGGACGCUCUAGAAAAGUAUGGCGCCGGCCUCAGCUCCGUCCGCUUCAUCUGCGGCACCCAGGACAUCCACAAGGAGCUGGAGGAGAAGAUCUCCACGUUCCACGGUCGCGAGGACACCAUCCUGUAUGCCAGCUGCUUCGACGCCAACGCUGGUCUGUUCGAGGUGCUGCUGACGCCUGAGGAUGCCGUGCUUUCGGACGAGCUCAACCACGCCUCCAUCAUCGACGGCAUCCGGCUCUGCAAGGCGCAGAAGUACCGCUACAAGCACAAGGACAUGAAGGACCUGGAGGCGAAACUGCAGGAGGCGCAGUCGGCACGCAUGCGACUGAUCGUCACCGACGGCGUGUUCAGCAUGGACGGCAACGUCUGCCCCCUGCCCGAGAUCGUGGCGCUGGCACAGCAGUACGGCGCGCUCGUCUUCCUCGACGAGUGCCACACCACCGGCUUCUUCGGCGCCACGGGCCGGGGUACGGAGGAGCACUUCGGCAUGCAGGGCUCGGUGGACAUCAUCAACACGACCCUGGGCAAGGCGCUGGGCGGCGCGGCGGGCGGCUACACCACCGGGCCGCGCCAGCUGAUCGACCUGCUGCGCCAGCGCUCGCGGCCCUACCUCUUCUCCAACUCGCUGCCGCCGCCGGUGGUGGCCUGCGCCAGCAAGGUGUUCGACAUGCUGAUGACAUCAUCGGAGCUGACGGCGCGCGUGGCUCGCAACACGCACCGCUUCCGCCAGCAGAUGGCGGCGGCUGGCUUCCAACUGGCGGGCGACGAUCACCCGAUCGCGCCCGUCAUGCUUGGAGACGCCCGGCUGGCCUCCGAUAUGGCCGACGCUAUGCUCGAGUGCGGCAUCUACGUGAUCGGCUUCAGCUACCCGGUGGUGCCCAAGGGCAAGGCGCGCAUCCGUGUGCAGCUGUCGGCCUGCCACUCGGACGAGGAGGUGGACCGCGCCGUGGCCGCCUUCGUCGAGGUCGGACGCCAGUUCGGGGUCAUCGCGUGAGCCGCGCGUCGCGGCGACGGUGGUCCCCUCCGCUCCCCGUCUUGAAGGAGGGGCGGCCUGGGAUCUGGCCGAGCUGCUAGGUCUGAGUGGACUGAAACCGACUGCCAGGGCGGUCGCCGGUGCUGCCGCCGACGGCCGGCGGUCGAGUUGCGUUCGGCAGUGUGGAGAGCGACCGCCAGGCGGACGGUGGAUGUGGCGUCGUGUUGGGUUCUGUGACUUCGCAUUUGAUGGGCAUUUGGUGACCGGGUGUCACACCUAGUGAGUAACUGCACAUUGGUGGAACUCGAUGCGACUAUUCCCGUUUUUAUAUGUGUUGCGUUGUCAUUGUUCGGCGUGGUGGGGCAUCCUCUAGAUGAUAUACUGAUAAUAGUUCUUCGGAAGUUCGUCGUGUGCAAUAUAAUGUAGUGUCAGAUAUCCUUCCGGGCCUCAUCGACAUGUCCGGUGCUUUCAAGCCAUGGUAGCAGCGUGCUGCGGGUUGGCAUAGCUUCCGUGACACGAGGUGUAUUGAGGGCUUUGGAGUGUGACGUGCGGUACCAUGAUAUUCACGCGUAUUUUAUCACAGCUCAGGUUGCUAGUUGGACAAGAAGUACCUGCAUGUAAUGUAUUAGAAUUGCCAACGCGUGAUGCAUCGAAGUCCCGUGGUGUCAGAAUAGCACACUUCUGAGAAGUGGGCCGCUUGUGUACAUACCCAAGGAAAGCACACACCGCAGGCGCACGUAGACUUUCGCGCACUCACCAUAUCAUGCUUAUGCAUGAGCGCACGUGCGCGAAAUAAAGAAUAA
Messenger RNA from Pollicipes pollicipes, 2381 nucleotides. RefSeq names its product 2-amino-3-ketobutyrate coenzyme A ligase, mitochondrial. The record is from RefSeq and is a predicted model, not a curated record. Bases 328 to 1599 code for a protein of 423 amino acids. The transcript has 8 exons. Gene Ontology annotation, molecular function: glycine C-acetyltransferase activity; pyridoxal phosphate binding. Gene Ontology annotation, biological process: L-threonine catabolic process; biosynthetic process. NCBI's taxonomy places the organism in Eukaryota, Metazoa, Arthropoda, Thecostraca, Pollicipedomorpha, Pollicipedidae. Gene Ontology annotation, cellular component: mitochondrion.